AUGAAAAAACCGCUGAAUCGGUGCCACCGUGACAACAGUACAAGCGGCCUCUCAUCGAUCUCAUCUGUCCAUCCAUCCCAUUGGCCAUGGUAGACCGUCUUACAUGUGUGGGCAAGACCGUCGCCGCGCCCAACCUCACUCAGUCACGCAAGUGCUCCGUGCCCUCAUCCUUCCCUCCCCGACCAACCUCCACCCAGGCCUGGGAUGAAGCCGAAGCACUGGCCGAGAUCCCACAUGACGCCCACGAGGAGCUGCUGAUCCGGGGCAGACCAGCGGGGCUCCGUCCUUCCACCGCCCCGUUGCAUCCACCCGGCACUCGGGACACUGGCAGCGGUGGUGGUGGUGGUGGUGGCAGUAGGUCGCGUCGGUUCAGUCAAGCCGACAGGUUUCUGCAGCGGCUGUGUGAGCAGAGCCAACAGGAGCUCAACAGCGGCAUCUAUGCAGAGGGCGGCUACCAUCGGAGCUCUACCCAUCCUGAUGCCGCUGCAAGAGGACCACCACCAGCAGCAGCAGCAUCGGCAUCGGCGCAGAGCCAGGCGGGGGCGGCUUCACCGUUCUCGCGUCCCGCGCGGCCGAAUCGUCCACCGAUUUCACCCACAUGGCCUACCCUGCAGUCGAGUCCGUCUUACCAUGCGGCACAUGCGGUGAGCAGGGCGGCGAGGGAGAGGGGCACGCUGCCGUAUCAGCGGCCCGAUGGUGUGGCGCCCCUUCUGCCCCCUUCCUGGCGGCAGCACCCCUUUGCCGGCCUCUCGUCCUCAACCAGCAGCCAUGCGACGACCGUCAGGAGCCUUGCAAGAGAACACGAAGGCCAAGACGGUGACAAAUCUCCGCCGAAGCAGCAGCAGCAGCAGCAGCAGGAGAACGGCGAAGAAACGGAUAUGUUGACAAUUCACGUGGCGGACGACCGGCGGGGCGUGCAGAAGGAGUAUCGGUGCUCGAGGGAGCGGCUUUUGCGGCAUAUGAAGUACUUCGAGCCGUACCUGGCCUGUGGGACCGAGGUGGACUCGAGGGCAUCGGAUGUGGACAUAUCUGUCAGCUGCGAUGUGGCCAUCUUCUCGUGGCUUGUCCAUUACAUGGACACCGAUGGCGACGAAGCCGACAACCCACUGGGUGAGCGAGUAAGGUACGUGUGUCUGACUGACUGAUAUGUGAGGGUCGUUGUGUUGUGUGCAUGUGUGUGUUUCUGUCUGCACACGUGUGCAGAUGUGACGAGUGUGGUGUCGCUGCUGGUGAGUGCUGAGUUCCUGUCGAUGGAGGCGGUGGUGCAGCAGUGCCUCCGAUUUAUCAAGACACACAUCAAUCAGGUAGCCAGCUACAGGACGCAUGGGUGGAUGGGCACGGCACAGGGUGGAUUGCGUGUGUGUGUGUGUGUGUGUGCGCCAGGUGGUGAAGUUACCAUUAGACCUGGGGUGUAUCUCGAGCCGUCUGCUCGACGACCUGGCCGCCAUGGUACACACACAUCCACACACACCACACACAAGCUGAUCAAUCUGAUUUGAUCCACUCACUGCACCGAUCUCCUUUUUCCCUCCCUCCUUCCCUCCCUCCCUGCCUCCUGGCCCCCUCAGUUCACUGAUGACGAGCUAGAGCGUGUCAGGUAUGUAUGUCACAUUGCUCGCAGACCAGACGGACAUGCACUCCGUGGAGUGGAUUGCAUCCCUCUACUCCUGCCUGCCUGCUGUGGCGUCUGUCCUUUCCCUAGGGACAAGCGCGACAAGCUGGCGUCUCGCCUGUGGGCUCGCAAGGUGCAGAGCCUUCUCAACGGCACAUGGCCGUCGAUAACAGUCAUCGAGCAGGGACACCGCGGCGAGGGCACCACAGGAGAGGAGGGAGAGGCGACUGAGGAUGGUGAGGGGGUGGAGUCCCUCGAGAGCGUCGCCACCGUGGCGAGUGCCCCUUCCCUGAGGCGGUGCUCACAGUGUAUGCAGCUCUUCGCCAUGACACACAGCGACCUGCUCGUAUGUCCGCAAGCGCCGUUUCGUGUCGACUUCCGUGGGGCCCUCGUCACACGCCACAGGCCAGACACCCAGUGGGAUCUUGAAAGUAAGCCAACUGCAUGUCUGUCUGUGUAUGUGUGUGUGCAUUCAUUAUGUACGUGUUGAUGCGAUGCCAUGCGUGUGUUGUGUCCUGUCUUGUCAGGGUGGGUGGGCUGUCUGCAUUCGCGGGAGCAGCUGUCUUGGCGCGAGGUCUACUGGAUGAUAUGGGGGCAGCUCAUCUGUCUCACUUGCGAUGUACGUCUGUCUGAAUGCGGGGUGGCCACGAGCACCCAAACGCAUCAGACACGCAGCCAGAAAUGAAAUGCAUUUCUGUGCUGGUAUGGUAACUAUCUAUCGGUGGCUGGGCUGUAGGUGUGCGGCGAGGGCUUCGCUGUGUCGCGUUACAAGUGUUGCGCGUACCACCCGUCCAGCCCCCACUUCAUGUUUGGCCAGAACGACGGCAUAUACCCCUGCUGCCACACACCCGUACGUCGCACUCGACUCGCGGCACACCUCUGUAUGCAUGGAUGGCAGUUAGUUGCUCCAUCGUGGUUUGGUACCUCUGUGUGUCAUGUGUCAUGUGUCAUGUAGGCGGUGAGGUUCUCGCUGACUCGCGCGCCGCACUCAGAUGGAUGCUGCUCGCGGGUGAGAGGAGGGAGGGGGGGAAAGGGGGGAGGCUUGGCCACCCAUGUCGCUGUUGCAUGGUGUGUGUUGCACUCUAUCUGUCAGAAUCACACAGUGUCGGGCGAUGGUGGCGUGCUCGGUGUGCUGCUCGAGAAGGUCCUGCGCUACCAGGACGUUAUAUGCAUGCCGUUCGCAGACAGACAGAAAGCUGUCCCGGUAGGUAGGUGGUAGGCCGGAUGACUGACGGGAGAGAUCGGCUCCAUGUACCUGCCGUGUUUCAUCGUGUCUGUGUCUCUCCUUCCCUCUCUGGCGUGUUGUCUCUCGUGCCGUGUGUAGUCGAUGGCUGAGAUCGCUCGUGCUGAGAAGCUGACGAGCGACAUCGGCACGACGUCGACGGCCGACUCAGAUGAGGUAGGUCACACAGAUGGGGAUGCUUGUCAUGACAAGCCGUCUUGCAGUACCACAUCAUGAUGCGUACGGAUGUCACUGGAUCGAUCAUCAGGAUGAGGACGACAAGACAGACGGCUCACAGGCAGACACCACAGCCACACCCACAUCCACGUCCACAUCCCCCACCGCGCCGGCCCCUCCGUCAAUCAGCAUCAUCCGCCCCUUCCCGCCGCCCUCCUCCUUCACGCGCCCUCCCCCAUACGUCAUCGCAUCAGCAUCGGCCAGUGCGUCGUCACGGCGAGUCGAUCUCGACAGGAUGACCAGCUUCAACAUGGGCACCCACCUCCCUCUGCAGCAGAGGGGUGACAUGCCCGACUGGGAGAGAAUGAGGCAGCAGAUCGAGGCGGAGAGCCGGCCUGCUGUGGGUGGUGCUGGCGGGGACGGUAGAGAGAGGGACAGGGGGGCUGCCGGCACCCCCACCGGCGGCCGAUUUCGCACCAAGAAACGGAAAAAGAAGAAGGCCAAACAGGUGCGGUGCGCAGUGACGGACGGACAUACAAUGGCCGCUUUCCCGUGUCUACAUCUUUCACUCUGUGUGUGUGUGUCUGUGUGUGUGUGUGCAUCAGUUCGAGAGCGAGAGGGACUUCGACGCGAGCAGCAGCGUCAUGUCAGGGGGUGGCAGCUCGUCGUCCGCAUCCCUGGCAGGCCUCUCCCCCAAGCGGCAGCGGGAGCUCCAGAUAGAUUUGAUAAAGGACGAUGAUCGCACCAGGAUGAACCUCCUGCACGCCUACCUCCAGAGCAAAGUCCCCGCCAAACCCAACACCCCUCCCCCAAUCACACCGACCCCUCCGCCCCGCCCCCGCCCCAAGACGCCCUCCCCCUCAGCGAGGCCCUGCAGCGGACAGCCAAAAUGGCGGUCAUCGUCGUUCGUUAGAGACCGUCUCGGCUCUCUCCGUCCAAGUCCCACAUUGAAGGCUGGUGGUGGUGGUGGUGGCCCACAGGGGGUUUUGGAGGCGAGUAGGAUGAGCGGGGGUGGGGGCGGGGGGAGGCGGUCUGCGUCGCGGCCUGCGUCUGCGAGGCCGCGUGUGAGCGGGAGAAGAGCGUCCACGCCCUUGCCGGGCAAGUGAGGAAGGUUGUUCUACAUGCGUGUGUGUGUGUGCGCGCGAGAUGUGGUGUGGUGUAGUCUGUGCCUUUUGUCUCCUUCGAGGUCACCAUGUCAUGGUGUCGCAUGCUCACCAAGCAUGUGAGUGUGUGACAGCGUGUCGUGGUGCCGUGUGAAGGAAGAGAAGGGCAGACGCGUAGACAGGAAGGAUUGUUGCGUUCUCGCGAUUGAUGCGACGGACGGGUGGGAUCUUGACCGACCGAUGGAUGGUUGUCCCAUAUAUGUAUGUCUGUAUAGCUGUUGAUAUCCUCCAU
Messenger RNA from Vitrella brassicaformis, 4406 nucleotides. Lineage: Eukaryota; Vitrellaceae. The record is from the annotation of a GenBank genome assembly.